UUCCAGAGUUGUGCUGAAUGUCGGACAGCAACAAUCCUAGUGGAAGUUCAACUCCUGUCGGAACUUCAGAGUGCUUUAGAUCAGUCGGGAAACGGUGUGCCGACAGGCUACAACCCAUGGGAUCGGCUUGUAAUAGCAACAUGGCAGAUUAUCUGAUUACUGGUGGAACAGGGUAUGUACCAGAUGAUGGUCUUACUGGCGCACAACUCUUCUCACAUGGUGAUGGAUUCACGUACAAGGCGGAAAAAGGGUUUUUGGGUUGGGGCGCAGUAAGUACACAUGAAUCAGACAAACCUCGGGUCGAAGCUCUCGUCGGGGCUGGUGUAGAUUUCAUUGUCAUAAAACGUUUCCCAGAUCUUCAGGUGAUAGGUGGGAAUGUUGUGAAAACGGGAGGCAAAGAAUCUCAUUGUGCGGGUGUAGACGGUCUCCCCGUGGGAUGGGUAGUGGACCAUUUGCAUCCACAGGAAGUAAUGGCAGUUGGACGCCCACAGGCGACAGCUGUAUAUAAGGUAGCAGAAUAUGCAAGAAGAUUUGGCGUACCUGUGAUAGCGGACGGGGGAAUCUCAACAGUCGGUCAUCUCAUUAAGGCUCUGUCAUUAGGUGCUUCAACUGUGAUGAUGGGUUCAAUGUUAGCGGGCACAUCUGAGGCACCUGGUGAAUAUUUCUUUGCUGAUGGUGUUCGGUUAAAAAAGUACAGGGGAAUGGGAUCGUUAGAUGCCAUGGAAAAACACAGAGCUAGUCAGAGCAGAUAUUUUAGCGAGAGUGAUAAAUUAAAAGUGGCACAAGGAGUUUCAGGAUCCAUUCAAGAUAAAGGGUCCAUCCACAAAUUUGUACCAUACUUAAUCGCAGGUGUUCAACAUGGUUGUCAGGAUAUUGGUUCAAAAAGUCUGUCUCAUUUAAGAUCUAUGAUGUAUUCUGGAGAGCUGAAAUUUGAAAGAAGAACCACUUCAGCACAGAUUGAGGGAGGAGUUCACAAUUUACAUUCUUACCAAAGCAGCAAUGCAGCAUAGGAAUGGAUAUGAUAUGAGAAGCGUCUGUACUGAUGGAAUGGAAGGGAGAGAUAUAUAAAUCCGUGUGAAGCCGAGUGCAAUCUACAAUCAUGAUUAAACAUUUUACACUACAUUGAGAUUACUGCCAGAAACUGGUACUUCUACAUAUUAUACUCCAUGUUUAUACAUACUAUUUGCCCAUAAGGGGUGCAUUGUACAAUAGGGAUGAAUAUUUCUGGAAAAGUUUUUGAAUUUGAAACAAAUUAUAUCAGGAACAUUUUUAAGUCUUGACUUGUGGUAAGGAGAGGGAAAUAAAGCAAAUUCGAUUUUGGAAUGAAAGCAUUUCAUAAUUUAAAGAUAAUGGUAUUGAGAUGUACCAGUUCAUACAUUUACAUUGACAGUGAAAGAAUAAUUGCAUGGAAACAUUUUUUAUGAGCAUGGCAUAUAAACAUUUUGUACUGCCAAAUUGUACAUUCCUUUCAUACUGCAAUGACAUAUUCAUAUCUCUUAGCAACUUAUAGAUCUCACGUCUGUAUGUUUAUUUAUACUUCAUUUAUUACUUCUGUAAGUGGAGGUUCUUUCAUUGAAAAAACUUGGGAUGUUAACAAGAAAACACAGGGUAAAACUUGAUUAGCUUCUGUGAUUGAUGUCCUCUGUGGUUUUUGGACAAGUUGCAACUUAUAUGUGAAAAGAAUUUGAACUACUGUCUUACCCUGGCAUGAUCAGUAGAGGUGACUAUUAGGUCGGAAUACUUAGUUUUGCUGUAUUUCUGUUAUUACAGAAGGUAUAAAUGUUUUGAUUCCAUAUACCUUUUAUUUUAAUUUUGAUGUAAAAGAGAUGUGAAGCCAAGAUUUUUAGUUCGACUACUCUUAAGAAUAGUCUGAGCUAUUCUACCCGCCCUGGCUGUCAUUAUAGCUUUCUUCUUCUAGGUCAAUUACCAACCUCACAGGGUAAAGUCCCAUAACUCUGACAUGUAUUCGGCCAAAUUAUGCCCCAUUUUGGACUUGGGGAAAUCUUGGUUAAAGUUUUGCAUGCAAGUUACUAUCUCCAAAAUUAAUGCAGAUAUUGAAUUGAAACUUCACAUGUGUCUUCAGGGUUAUAAAACUAGGUGAUAGCAUCAUGUCCCAUAACUCUGAUACAUUUUGGCCAAAUUAUGCCCCCCUUUGGAAUUAGAAAAUCCUGGUUGAAGUUUAGCAUACAAGUAAAUAUAGCUAUUAUUUAAAGGCAUAUAGCUUUGAAACUUUUUUUUUUCUUCUUCUAGGUCAAUUACCAACCUCACUUGGUCAAGUCCCACAACUCUAACAUGUAUUUUGGCCAAAUUGUGUCCCCUUUUGUGUCCCCUUUUGGACUUAGAAAAUAUGUUUCCUUUUUGAACUCAAAAUCUUCUGGUUAAAGUUUUUCCUGCUUCUGGGACAACACAAACAGCCUAUGUUAGUCUGGGUGGCGACAUAUAACCAGUACUGUGAUUGUGCACCGUCAAGCCCAAAUCGGAUCUAAUCCUGUGCUUAGCAGCAAUACAUAGUAUGAUAAGAGGUAUAACAUAUUUUUACUGUGUGGUUUAGAUUGUGAGCUGCAUUGGGUUUUUAGCUCACCUGUCACAAAGUGACAAGGUGAGCUUUUGUGAUCGCGCGGUGUCCGUCGUCCGUCCGUGCGUCUGUAAACUUUUGCUUGUGACCACUCUAGAGGUCACAUUUUUCAUGGGAUCUUUAUGAAAGUUGGUCAGAAUGUUCAUCUUGAUGAUAUCUAGGUCAAGUUCGAAACUGGGUCAUGUGCCUUCAAAAACUAGGUCAGUAGGUCUAAAAAUAGAAAAACCUUGUGACCUCUCUAGAGGCCAUAUAUAUCACAAGAUCUUCAUGAAAUUUGGUCAGAAUGUUCACCUUGAUGAAAUCUAGGUCAAGUUCGAAACUGGGUCACGUGGGGUCAAAAACUAGGUCAGUAGGUCUAAAAAUAGAAAAACCUUGUGACCUCUCUAGAGGCCAAAUUUUUCAUGAGAUCUUCAUGAAUAUUGGUCAGAAUGUUCACCUUGAUGAUAUCUAGGUCAAGUUCGAAACUUGGUCACGUGGGGUCAAAAACUAGGUCAUUAGGUCUAAAAAUAGUAAAACCUUGUGAGCUCUCUAGAGGCCAUAUUUCUCAAUGGAUCUUCAUGAAAAUUGUUCAGAAAGUUCACCUCGAUGAUAUCUAGGUCAAGUUCGAAACUGGGUCACGUGGGGUUAAAAACUAGGUCAGUAGGUCUAAAAAUAGAAAAACCUUGUGACCUCUCUAGAGGCCAUAUUUUUCAUGAGAUCUUCAUGAAUACUGGUCAGAAUGUUCACCUUGAUGAUAUCUAGGUCAAGUUCGAAACUGGGUCACGUGGGGUCAAAAACUAGGUCAGUAGGUCUAAAAAUAGAAAAACCUUGUGACCUCUCUAGAGGCCAUAUUUUUCAUGAGAUCUUCAUAAAUAUUGGUCAGAAUGUUCACCUUGAUGAUAUCUAGGUCAAGUUUGAAACUGGGUCAUGUGGGGUCAAAAACUAGGUCAGUAGGUCUAAAAAUAGAAAAACCUUGUGACCUCUCUAGAGGCCAUAUUUCUCAAUGGAUCUUCAUGAAAAUUGGUCAGAAUGUUCACCUUGAUGAUAUCUAGGUCAAGUUCGAAACUGGGUCACGUGCAGUCAAAAACUAGGUCAAUAGGUCUAAAAAUAGAAAAACCUUGUGACCUCUCUAGAGAUCAUAUUUUUCAAUGGAUCUUCAUGAAAAUUGGUCAGAAUGUUUACCUUGAUGAUAUCUAGGUCAAGUUCGAAACUGGGUCACGUGGGGUUAAAAACUAGGUCAGUAGAUCUAAAAAUAGAAAAUCCUUGUGACCUCUCUAGAGGCCAUAUUUUUCAUGAGAUGUUCAUGAAUGUUGGUCAGAAUGUCACCUUGAUGAUAUCUAGGUCAGGUUCGAAACUGGGUCACGUGGGGUCAAAAACUAGGUCAGUAGAUCUAAAAAUAGAAAAACCUUGUGACCUCUCUAGAGGCCAUAUUUUUCAUGAGAUCUUCAUGAAUUUUGGUCAGAAUGUUCACCUUGAUGAUAUCUAGGUCAAGUUCGAAACUGGGUCACGUGGGGUCAAAAACUAGGUCAGUAGGUCAAAAAAUAGAAAAACCUUGUGACCUCUCUAGAGGCCAUAUUUCUCAAUGGAUCUUCAUGAAAAUUGUUGAGAAUGUUCAGUUUGAUGAUAUCUAGGUCAGGUUCGUAACUGGGUCAUGUGCGGUCAAAAACUAGGUCAGUAGAUCGAAAAAUAGAAAAACCUUGUGACCUCUCUAGAGGCCAUAUUUUUUACAAGAUCUUCAUGAAAAUUUGUGAGAAUGUGCAUCUUGAUGAUAUCUAGGUCAAGUUUAAAAGUGGGUCACGUGCCAUCAAAAACUAGGUCAUUAGGUCAAAUAAUAGAAAAACCUUGUGACCUCUCUAGAGGCCAUAUUUUUCAAUGGAUUUUCAUGAAAAUUGGUCAGAAUUUUUUAUCUUGAUGAUAUCUAGGUCACGUGCUCAAAAACUAGGUCACUAUGUCAAAUAAUAAAAAUAACGACGUCAUACUCAGUUCAACACUGAGUCAUGUGGGGAUAGGUGAGCGAUUCAGGACCAUCAUGGUCCUCUUGUUUUAUUAGUUGCAAAGUUGUGGUUUGUUGAAAAUAUAUGAAUAGAGAAGUUUAUUUGGCUUCAAAAAAGUAAUUGAAAUUUUUUAUAUUUCUGGAGUAAUUAUUGUUAAGUUGAUGGAAACAUUCAAUGAGUGGAUGAACCAGAAAGUUGAUCUUUGUGACUUCCUUUACCCUUAAGUUAAAAUGGUUUGUGUAGCCUUAUAACAUUUAUUUGUAUGAAUGUACUAUAUACAUGCUUGCUAAUUUUGACUUCUUGUCCAUAUGUACACUGGAUCCAUGAGAAUUUUAUACAUACAAGAUGUAUUUGUAAAGGCUAGUGCUUGACAUUUAUCUAUUCAUUGUUAUCAACAAAAUUUGAAUUAUAUUUACAGUAGAAUGUGAACAAAAAGAAUGAAAUAUGAUCUUAUAUUGUAGAUAUUAGUUAAGAAGUGAUUUUGAAAUAGUUCCAUGUUUUCCAAGAUAUAAUACAUUUGAGAUUGUUUAUUGUGAGGAAUUUCAGACACUUUUACAUUGGGAAAUGAUUAAUUUCAAUUGUACAAUAUUUCUGUAAACAUAUGUCUUGUAUUAAAGCACAUUUUAUCACCAUUUUAUACAAGAAAACUUCUAUAUAAAUUUGGCAUAAUGAUAUAACCAUUCUGUAACAGCUGUACUUUCAAGUUUGCUUAUUCACUUAACAUUUACUUCUGUUUUAACCCUAAUUAUAUUGCUUUUUGAAGGCCAUUCAGCCUUCCCUAUUGUGUAAUAUUGAAUAUGGUGCUACUCUUAUACAUAAUGAUUGUCAAAAUAACAUGUUUAUUUCAACACUGGUGAAAUAAAAUUUUACUUUGAUUUAUUUCAGUACUGUGAAUUGGGAAAUGUUCGUUAGAGUUGAAUUUUCACUAAUUUUAUUGCGAUCUUUUACAUUGUGGGAAUCAAAACAUUGUCAUACAAAGAUUAAAUUUUUACAACAUUUUUGCUUAUCUGGCAUAUACAUGUAACCCUGAAUUCUUUGUUUUGUAUUAACAUUUGAAACAGUAAAAUUGUGAAAUAAAGGUCGCACAAAAGUUUCCCAAUCCCAGUAUAAAGUGCUGUAUUUUCAAACUUGAUUUAUCAGGCAUAUAAUGCCACCAGUUUGUCAUUAAUACAUGUUUAAAUUCUGUCUCAAAGUUACUAUUUCAUGUUGAAAGUUGAGAAAAUCUGUACCAAUUGAAACAAAAUGAUGUACUAGCAUUGAGUUGUAUUUUGUACAUAGGUUGGUGAUGUAAAUUUUAAUUUAUGAGAGAGAUAACAAGAACUACAGUACCAUUUAUAUAUGAGCUGCGCCAUGAGAAAACCAACAUAGUGGCUUUGCGACCAGCAUGGAUCCAGACUAGCCUACGCAUCUGUGCAGUUGGUCAGGAUCCAUGCUGUUCGCUAACAGUUCCUCUAAUUACAAUAGGCUUCUUAAGCGAACAGCAUGGAUCCUGACCAGACUGCGUGGAUGCGCAGGCUGGUCUGGAUCCAUCUGGUCGCAAAGCCACUAUGUUGGUUUUCUCAUGGUGUGGCUCAUAUUGCUAUUUUUGUUGUGAAGGAGGACCUCCAUGGCAAAGUUGUUAAGGCAACUGGUUUAGAGUCAUUUACCCCUCACAAGUGUUUCUUGUGGACAAGCCUUGUGGCACUCACUGAACGGCUGUGGUUCUACCUUGGGGUCUUCUUCAAUUACUAAAAGAUGGAAAAAGAUGUAAAAGUAGCCAUGUGAUGUAAAAUUAUGUGGGAUAUGUCUUAAAAACACAACAAAAGGAUUAUGAUAGACUACAGUACCUUACAGAUUGGCACUUUGUUACCAGAGACAUUUGAAGAUGGGUGACAUAAGUCUAUAAAAUUUGCAUUUUUCUAUAUAUUAUAGGCAGAAAUUGGCAAUGCUUUGAAACAGGCAUAUUUACAAAGGUCAGAAACAGUUUUAAUGAAUCAAUAGACAGCUGAAAACAGUGUAUGUAUGAUGUGAUGUGAAGUUAAAGGUGUCUUGGACCAUUCCAUGAGUACAGACCAAUUAAAGGCAUAAUACUUGUUGUUUACUAGAUUAGCAUUGUAUACAUGUGAUCUCUGUAAAUAAAUGAAAUAUUCGACUGAAUGUCUUUAAAAGAUGAGCAAAUGAUGUAAUAAGUAAUUUACUGUAAAAAAAACGAUCUUUUGUUUUAAAAAUGAUUAUGUUUUUUUGAGAGUACAUGACUGUAUUUAGCAUGUAAAGGGAUGUAAGUUAAUUGCUAGAUUUUUCGAACUAGAUCCUUGAAAAGAAAAAAGUCAAGCAUAUUUAGCAUAUUCACUUGUUUUCGAGAUUCUGUCAUCUGUUAUUUUCGCUGCAAAAACAACAACAAAACCAUGCCUAUUGAAAGAAAUACAUAAAAAGCCUUUAGAAUGCCCUUGAAGAUAAAAGAUAAAUGUAUUGACUGACGGAAUACCCCAAUCUACAUUUAAACAAGGAAGUUAGAAAGUGAACAUGUGGUAGAAUGUUCUCUAGCAGUUAAUUUAUAGUUGCCUUUCUUGUUAUUUUAUCUCGAGUGACAAUUCUGAAAGGAUCAAGAAAAUGUGUUGGAAUAGAUCAUUGUUAUAGAAAAAAGAUUGUUAACAAAGUCAAGAAAUAUAAGACUGUUGAUAAGAAUAAUCAUAUAUAUAAUGUGGAUAUCAAUGUUGGUAGAUAUAAUAAAAUUUAUUUGUUAAAGUCAA
Mercenaria mercenaria is the source of this 7277-nucleotide messenger RNA. Its product is annotated as inosine-5'-monophosphate dehydrogenase 1a-like. Gene Ontology annotation, biological process: GTP biosynthetic process. The transcript is spliced from 12 exons. NCBI's taxonomy places the organism in Eukaryota, Metazoa, Mollusca, Bivalvia, Venerida, Veneridae. The record is from RefSeq and is a predicted model, not a curated record. Gene Ontology annotation, molecular function: IMP dehydrogenase activity. Gene Ontology annotation, cellular component: cytoplasm. The coding region runs from base 18 to 1010 and encodes 330 amino acids.